CACGAAAUAACCACCAUCAAACCAUCAGAAUAUCGUCGCACAUGCAAUUAUGCUUGCAUUGUUCGCAUCCAGGCCGUUAUGGAAGGCCAGCCUUUUCAUUUCCCCGUCGACAUGCAUAGGUAGAUGUCGAAGUUCCUUUCCACUGCUGUUCUUUCUUUCCUAUUGUAAACACAACUCACUUCAAAACGUAAGAACAACUUAUACCAAACAGACACUCAUAACCAUCCUAGACAAGACUCAUACAGGGCAAGACACAGGACUACAGACUCCAUGAAAAUGGCUUCGCGCCCGAUCCUUGUAUCACUUUCUCUGUCUUCUCUACUACUCUUAGCAAACGCGCUGCCUCUCGCACCCAAUUCAAUCGGACGAAGAAAUCCUGCUUCCUACUCAGUGGUCGCCGUCGACGGUGGCAGCUCAGCUGGAAGUGGUGCUGCAGCAACUACAAUCACCGAUGCAGUACCAACAACCAUCACCGAUGCAGUGACGCAGACGCAAACCUUAGAAACGACGCAACUAUCAACCAUCGUGGUCACAGAGUCGGAAACCCCUUCCACGAUAGUAGUGACCGUCACGUCUGCGGCACCCACCACAAUAACCGAGAGCGGCGCAGUUUCGACAACGACGGAAGUCAUAACGUCUGAUAUAUAUACACAGGAGAGUGCGCCGUCAACCUCAGCGGUAUCUGUUGCUACGACGUCUGCUACAAAAUAUGGUACAACGUCGGAUACAACAACCACUACAACAUCGGCUGCCACUUCUGCUUCAACGUCCGCGACGACGUCAGCCUCAGUGCUCUCCCAAAGACCGAGCUCUUCAACAGUGCUAUACACAGAGUCCUUUACGACCACAGAGACAUCGAGCCCCGUUACUAUAUCCUACACAGACUCCUACACGACCACAGAGACAUCGAGCCCUGUUACGAUAUCCUACACAGACUCUUACACGGCCACGGAGACACCUUCAGCAACGACCGUGACAGUGAUACAAUCACAACCGUCAAGCACGCCAUACGACGACGGAAUGUGGCAUACAUACUAUUACCAUACCGUGUCUUCGAGUACUGUUGCCUAUGGAUCGGUGCCGUCCUCCAGUUCAGAAAGUGUCUCGAGUGCCACUUCGACUUCCGAGAGCAGCUUGACCCCAUACUGGACUUCUACAAGCGGCUGGUCUACCUCAGCAACUGCUGAAAGCUCAUGGACUUCAUCUUUCGUUCAGAGUGCUGAGAGCACGUGGGUUCCUUCUACUUCUUCGACCACUGAAAGCACGUGGGUGCCUUCUUCUUCAUCGACCACAGAAAGCAUAUGGGCGCCUUCUACAGUGUCGACUGCUGAGAGCACAUGGGUCCCAUCCUCCACCACGGAAAGCACAUGGGUUCCAUCGUCCACCACGGAAAGCACAUGGGUUCCAUCGUCCACCACGGAAAGCACAUGGGUUCCAUCCUCAACCUCAGAGAGCACAUCGACUUCAUCGUCUGCUUCCGAGAGCUUAUACAGCCCUUACCAAACUCUUUCGACGAGCACAAGCGCUCUCGCACCAGCCAGUACCACCAUUGAUGCCUCCGAGCUUGCCAAUUCUUUGUCUUCUGCAGCGGCAUUGUUCAGCACACUGACUCCCACUGGGACGCUCGGUUUCUUCGGUACCCCGACAGGCACCUGAUCGAUCUCACAAUUGUGAGACUUGACUCUUUCUUCCAUUAUGUUUCCCUCUGCUCAAAGGCAUUUACGGGUAAAUGGUGUAUCAACAGACGAUUACAUGUACAGCGGACCUCAGGGUUACAAAACGAAUUGCACGACAUUUUGACAUUUAUAGCAUGGCGCCGGCGGAAACUUAUGAAAGGCCUGAAUUGAACCAUAAAUAGAUAUAUACCUGUUGUUCUAGGUAGAAUUGUACAUGUCCAUGUCCAUGAGAAGACAACUUCACAACAACACUUUGUUCUGGUCAAGCACUGUAAAAUCGUUGUAUUGAUAAGGUGCGAACAGCUCCAGGGAACGGAGUACAUCUCUUACCCAUCCC
Messenger RNA from Exophiala viscosa, 2013 nucleotides. RefSeq lists its product as uncharacterized. The transcript has a single exon. The record is from RefSeq and is a predicted model, not a curated record. Bases 271 to 1656 code for a protein of 461 amino acids. Lineage: Eukaryota; Fungi; Ascomycota; Eurotiomycetes; Chaetothyriales; Herpotrichiellaceae.